AUGGGUCUACCGCCACCAUAUGAACAGAUGCCACCAAAUCCGGUACCGCCACCAUCAUAUUUCGGGAACGAUCCGCCUCCACCAGAAGACCCUCCACGAACGCGUACUAUUGUAGUUACACAAAUCCGGGAACCGCCAUUAGGCCCUCCAAAACUUGGUCCAGGACCCACGGGAGCAUCAUGCCCAACUUGUAAUAAAUCAAUAGUAACUAGAGUGGAUUAUGUUCCUAACAAUCGAACACAUAUCGUGUCAGCUGCUCUUUGUGUUCUUGCAGGAUGCUGUUGUGGCUGCUUCCUGCCGUACUGCAUGAAAUCGUGCAGGACAGCGAACCACUACUGCCCAGCUUGCAAAGCCUUUAUUGGCUCCUAUCAGCCGUCGUAA
Pieris macdunnoughi is the source of this 381-nucleotide messenger RNA. The record is from the annotation of a GenBank genome assembly. NCBI's taxonomy places the organism in Eukaryota, Metazoa, Arthropoda, Insecta, Lepidoptera, Pieridae.